ACGAUAUAGACUGCGCGAUUCUUGGUUCGAUCGCGGAAAUGAGAAUCCCCCCGACCAUUCUCUGCAGAACCUAUUAGGCCCCUGGGCACGGUCUCCAAUAAGUUUUGCAGGUAUUCAAGUCUUGCGAUUUCGUCUGCCUAGCUCGGUCAUCAUCAACGUAUGUUGUCUUCCUCUCUUGGCAUGAUUAAGCGUUGUUGACGCAGACUAAAUUUUGUGGUAGAAGUCUCCAAGCUUCAGUGCACCUCCCUCCAAGAAAUUCAGACGCCACGCACCACACCGCACGAUAGCUAUGUCCCCUAUAUUGCUUUCGCUUAUCUGCUUGGCAGCAGUCGUGCAAUCCCAGCAACCUCUUUAUUCGUCCUUCUUCGGUCGCUCAGGUGUCAAUGCCGAAUACGACUACGUCAUCGUUGGCGGCGGCACGGCUGGCCUUACCUUAGCGACGCGUUUGAGCGAGGCCAACGCCAGCGUGGCUGUAGUCGAGGCUGGAGGUUUCUAUGAGACGGACAAUGGUAAUCUCAGUGUCGUACCCGGCUACGCUGCGUUCUACACUGGGAGCGACCUCGACAACUUCCAGCCAUUGAUCGACUGGGGCAUAUCGACAACAGUCCAGCAGAAGCCGAUUGCACGGGCACUACAUUAUGCCCGUGGAAAGACAUUUGGGGGUUCCAGCGCCAGGAAUUUUUUCGUGUAUCAGAGGCCCACGGUACAGGCCAUGCAGAAAUGGGCCGACGAGGUUGGCGAUGACAGCUUCACCUGGGAUAAGAUGCUUCCGUAUUUCAAGAAAUCCAUCAACUACACGGCGUCCGUCUAUGGCACUUACACUAAUUCAUCCAUCACUCAAGACCCAGACGCAUUCGAGCCAGGGAAUGGUCCUCUACAGGUCUCAUUCAGUAACGCCGUGGACCCCCUUGGGACAUGGGUACAGCGAGCAUUCAUUGAAGCUGGCAUGCCCCAGACCGCUGGAUUCAGCAGUGGUCAGUUGCUGGGAUCAGCAUAUGGCCCCUUGACCAUCGAUCCAACUACUGGCGAACGAUCGUCGUCUGAGUCGGCUUUCUUGCAACACGCUCUCAAGCAAGGACGGGCGCCGGUACUGUACAAGAACACGCUCGCCACCCGCAUUCUCUUUGGGACCGGCAACUCAACUACGCCGCAAGCCACAGGUAUCCAGGCCUUGACCGCUGGUACAUUCGGCACUGGAUCCGUCAAUUUCACACUUUCAGCCAGAAAAGAAGUGAUCUUGUCCGCGGGAGCGUUCCAAUCGCCUCAGCUACUAAUGGUCUCAGGUAUCGGCAACUGCUCCGAGUUGGCCGCUUUCAACAUCGCUUGCACUCGCAAUCUGGUAGGCGUAGGCAACAACAUGUGGGACCAUCCAAUAUUCGGCUCGGCUCACCGAGUCCAAGUGAAUACGGCCUCAGCCUCGGCCAACAACCCUGUUCUUGCAGCCGAGCUAGUGAAGCUGUACCUUGAAACCCAAAGUGGGCCACUCUCCAUUUUUGGCCCUGGCUACUACGGAUGGGAGAAGCUUCCCGAACCUUACAGGUCCUUGCUGAGCAACAGUUCACGUACGGCCCUUGAUGCAGCAUUCCCCUCUGACUGGCCUGAAAUCGAAUGGCUUCCCCAGGCCGCCUACAGUGGUGAUAACUCGAACAAACAAACCCAGGACCCCAAAGACGGCCACAACUAUGCCAGCCUCACCACCAGCCUCGUAGCUCCCCUCUCCCGCGGAACCGUCAAGCUCGCCAGCAGCUCCAUGACGACCCUUCCCCUCGUCGACCCAGCCUGGCUCACGCACCCGGCGGACCUCGAUCUAGCUGUGCAGUCCUUCAAGCGGCAGCGCCAGAUCUGGGACACGCUGGCCGCGAUGGGCGUUGCGGACUCCGACGAGGCCUAUCCGGGCUUUGCUAAUGUGCAGACGGAUGACGAGAUAAAGGCGUGGAUAGGUAAGAGCAUGACGACGGUGUACCAUGCCAGUGGUACGUGUAAGAUGGGGAAUGGGAAAGACGAGAGCGCUGUGGUGGAUAGUAAGGGCCGCGUGUUUGGGGUGGCGGGGUUGAGGGUUGUGGAUGCGAGUGCGUUCCCAUUUUUGACGCCUGGACACCCGCAGAGUGUUGUCUAUGCUUUGGCUGAGAAGGUGGCCGAGGGGAUUCUAAAUGAGACGAGUUAGGUGGCAAUCAACUGAAAGCUAAGUUUCUGAACGAUGUAGCUAAAGACCGGCGCAAGUCUGUAAAAGGGAGGGGUGCCUUCCACUUUGGUAUAAGAUAAUGAGAUUCCCAUCUUGAAACAACUUAUAGGCCUAAUCCUGGAUUUCAC
Pseudomassariella vexata is the source of this 2310-nucleotide messenger RNA. RefSeq names its product putative GMC oxidoreductase. The record is from RefSeq and is a predicted model, not a curated record. Bases 290 to 2164 code for a protein of 624 amino acids. The transcript has 6 exons. Gene Ontology annotation, biological process: secondary metabolite biosynthetic process. Gene Ontology annotation, molecular function: flavin adenine dinucleotide binding; oxidoreductase activity, acting on CH-OH group of donors. Lineage: Eukaryota; Fungi; Ascomycota; Sordariomycetes; Amphisphaeriales; Pseudomassariaceae.